GUGGCCUCUUUCUGUUGCAGAGGUAAAAUCGUCCUUUCCGAGAUGAGACUGUUGUACUCUCACCUGUACAGCUGCUCGUAUUAUUGCCGCCAGGAAUUUCCACUGCAAUUACGCCCUCAUGACUUCAAUAUCACCUACACAAAUAGCUCAUCCCAUCCCCCCUUGGUCAUUACUAUCAGAGCAACUUACAAUUCCAGGUACUCUGAUCGGUUGACAGGUUGAGCUGCAGCACAGUGCACAUCGACGUACGUCCCGCCAUUAACCACUUGGCGCUCUCUCAGCACCUCCUGGUUCACCAGUUUUCCGGGGUGGAUCGAUAUUUUCCCUUGCUCUCCUCCGUUGCGUACAACCUCGAUCGAACCCAUCGCUUCGGGAGUAUUCACUUGUCACCACGCGGAUGCUUCACUUACCUUUGUUCGGCGCUUUGAGAGAGAUCUCAUCAGGAAGAACGUAGCCAGCUCAAUAUUACUCGUCAUUCUCUGUCAUUGUCGAGGAACCGUUUGGUUGACCUGCAGCUAAAAUCGGUUGGUUUAAUCGAGCUCCUGAAUUGAGCUUAUUGGUUCUGCCCGUAAAGCAGUCUUUGCCUUUGGUUGCUGUGGCUUGAAGAGUCUCAACCGCACUUCGACAAUGCGUUCCUUGCAUACAAUGGGGUCCGACAACAACAAAAAAAAAUCACACAACUAAGCUGGUGUGACUUCUCAUUCUGUCAGUGAGGUACACGUACAUGAAUUUAUAACCUGAGGUCACUUCACAUUCCCUCCAGCUCUGUGGGUACAUCGCUAAAAACGCGUGCCUGAUGUCGCCUUUCCAUUGACGCAAGAUAUUUGGUGCACGUAUAUAUGGAUAUGGGUCAUUGUGUCUGUGGAACUCAGGGUAUAGAGUCGUAGGUUUGAUCAGGGACUGUAACGGAUGAGCGCGGGCUGAGCUUCACUGGCGAGGCUUCUAUGAGCCUUGUACCUGAGUACUAAAGAUUUGUCUUGGAACCUUCAAUCGUAUUUUCGCAAUCAUCUCUUGAUACUCUCAGAACUUUUCUUUCGUCUGCGGCCAAAGAGUCCCGCAAUAGUCUUUGGCUGCCAGUGUGGGAAAGGGCAGUUCUUCCUGCCGGCAGCUCAGAUCGGCUUCACGUGAACUGAACAUGGGAGAACAGGCUGCCGUCCUGGCUGAAUGGCCAUGGGAGUCACUCGGGAAUUACAAGUAUUGGUUUUACGCGCCAUUUCUUUUCAAAUUGUUCCAGUCCUACUUCCUCGGAGUUCGUGCCGCGGGGGACACCUGGUAUUUCUACAUGUUGGUCCUGAUGAUUGGGCGGUACGCGGUGCAACAAUUCUGGAACACACUCACGCGUCUGCACUCCUUGGUGCAAAAAUACGAAAUACAUGCAUAUGCAGUGGGGUUUGAACAAAUUGACAGAGAGUUUCAUUCAGACAACCACAUAAUGCUGCAGUUUCUUUUCAUUUCUCUAGCUCAUGCAUGGUUCCCGGGACUUCGCAAUAUGCCAAACUGGAAUGCACAAGGUCUUCUGUGGGUGAUCCUAUUCCACGCUGGUGUCACUGAGCCUGUCUACUACUGGAUGCACCGGGCUUUCCACACUGACAGUCUUUACAAGAAAUACCACUCUCUCCACCAUCUUUCUGUAGUCCCUGAACCGCCCACAGGAUUUGUUACCACCAUGUUAGAGCAGGGGCUCCAGUCUAUUCUGGUGUGUAUUCCCAUUGUGGGAGCGGCAGCCAUGGGCACCGCCUCCAUGGGUUUAGUUUUCGUGUAUGUGCUCACUUUUGACUUCCUCAAAUGCUGGGGUCACAGCAAUGUUGAGUUUGUGCCAGCCUGGUUCCGAAACCUCCCUGGGGUGAAGUACCUGCUAUACACACCCUCGUACCAUUCACUCCAUCAUACAGAACAGAAAAGCAACUUCUGCCUCUUCAUGCCAAUAAACGACUACCUGGGUGGAACUGUCGACCCUAAAACUGAAUCAUACCAUGCUGAGUUAAGAAAAGAGAAACCAGACGAGGUGCCCGAUUUCGUAUUUCUGGCGCACUGCAUCGACGUCCUCUCCUCGUUGCAAGUGUCCUUUUGUUUUCGGACUGCCGCAGCUCAUCCUUACACGUGCCACUGGUUCCUGUGGCCGCUGUGGCCACUUACUCUUAUCUUUCUAUUUGUCUUCUGGAUCGUUGCUGACGUUUUUGUCGCGCACAAGUACUACCUCAACAAGCUCAAGUGCAUGGCCUGGAUUGUCCCUUGUCACGGUUUUCAGUAUUUUUUACCUUUUGGGCUGGACCGCAUAAACAAGUUCAUCGAGAAUUCCAUUCUUGAAGCGGACGAGAAAGGAGUGAAGGUUCUGAGCCUUGCUGCACUCAACAAGAAUGAAUCGCUGAAUGGCGGAGGCUUGCUCUUUGUGAAGAAACAUCCCAAUUUGAGGGUGCGCGUGGUACAUGGAAACACGCUCACUGCGGCAGUCAUCAUCAAAACUUUACCUUCGGAUGUGAAGGAAGUAUUCAUGAACGGAGCGACCUCCAAACUGGGCCGCGCCAUCGCGCUCUACCUUUGCUCUCGCGGCAUCAGAGUGAUGAUGCUCACGACUUCCAAGGACCGUUUCGACACCAUUCAGAGAGAGGCUCCGGGUGAAUUCAAAAACAACCUCAUCCAUGUCACAAAAUACCAGGCCGGGAGCAAAUGCAAGACAUGGAUAGUGGGGAAGUGGACAUGGCAAAAGGAUCAGCAAUGGGCGCCUCCGGGAACCCACUUCCACCAGUUCGUUGUGCCUGCCAUUGGCGAGUGGCGGAAGGACUGCACCUACGGAAGGCUUGCAGGAAUGAAGCUGCCAGACAGGGGCGUGAAGGGAUUGAGGACCUGCGAGAUGAACAUGGAGAGAAGGGCUGUGCAUGCAUGCCACGCCGGGGGCCUCGUCCACGCCCUGGAGGGGUGGACUCACCACGAGGUGGGUGCCAUCGAUGUAGACCGCAUUGAUGUUGUGUGGGCCGCGGCGAUGCGACAUGGAUUUGCUGCAAUCGCUUGAGCAGUGUAUACAGUUCCAGUUCAUUGAAGGUGACAGAUUGAUGAUUCAGCUUGGAGUGAUCUCACGAGGUUCGUGGAGAUGAAUGUGUGUACAAUCAUCCGUCACCAAGUAGUAACAGCAUUGUAGUGGAUAAUACGAGAAGGACGGCCGAAGGCCUACUGAAAGAUAUUUGUAGCUUUCCCUCAAUUAGUAUUCUUUACAAUCGCAUCGGACAUUUUCAUUGAAUUUAAUGAUCAUUUCAAUUCAUGUUGACACAGACCUAGGUAUGGAUUUUAGGGAGGCUUAACAAAAUGAAAGCAUCAGCUCAAGGCACUGAUGUUUUAGAGCCAGAAUGGGCCAUCUAUCUUAAAAGAUGAUGAGCCAUUUUUUAAGGCUGCAAGCCAUUCAAAUAUGUUAAUAAAUUACACUUCCUUGUUUUUUUU
Messenger RNA from Physcomitrium patens, 3432 nucleotides. RefSeq names its product very-long-chain aldehyde decarbonylase GL1-1. Gene Ontology annotation, molecular function: iron ion binding; oxidoreductase activity. Gene Ontology annotation, biological process: lipid biosynthetic process. The record is from RefSeq and is a predicted model, not a curated record. Lineage: Eukaryota; Viridiplantae; Streptophyta; Bryopsida; Funariales; Funariaceae.